AUGCCUUACAAGGCAGUGAGGAGACCUUCUGCCUGGUCCACCCCGCCAACAGGCCCCCUCGGCUGCUCAUCAAACUUACUUGCCAUUGAGGUGACUCCAACCAGCCCACUCUGCCCCACCGUCUCAGUCGUACUCCUGAGCCGCCGCUUCCCUCGCCUACCUCCCAUUGCAGCAUACAGCCCAGACAGAAAUCUGAUGGCAGAAGGGACGAAAUUGCGUCGACAUGCGGCUAUCUACGUUUUCUCUCAUACUUAA
Messenger RNA from Protopolystoma xenopodis, 255 nucleotides. Lineage: Eukaryota; Metazoa; Platyhelminthes; Monogenea; Polystomatidea; Polystomatidae. The record is from the annotation of a GenBank genome assembly.